ACAAUAUACAAGUUCCUUUUGAUUGAUUCAUCUCCUUGCUCUGCUCUGAUGCAAGUGGCGGCUUGGGAAUUUACCAACAUGACGAGGCGAAUACUUGAACAACAGCCAGCGGCUAGAGCGUCACCUGCCCAGAGUUCCAGCUCGCCACUCCAGGCGUCGUCCCGUCAGAUCUUCUCCACAGGCUUUGGUAUUGCCAUCAGAUCCAAAGAUGAUGACGACUCAGUCACUUCGGAAGAUGUCGCUGCGACGAAGAAGACCUUUUACACCAUAAUCAAAGCUGGACUUCUCAUUCCAGGCGACGGCGAGCCUCUCGAGGAUGGUGCCCUCGUUAUUGAGAACAAGCUCAUUGCCUGGGUGGGUGCUCAAGGCGACAUCCCAGAGAAGUAUACAGAUGCCAACCACCGCAGCUUCUCGGUGCCUUUCCUGAUGCCAGGCUUAUGGGAAUGUCACGCACACUUCGCUGGAAUCGGCGAAGAAAGCGCGCCGCUGGGCUUUCUGGCACUUCACACUGAACACCCGGCAGCUUGUGGCGCGCGCCUGGCUAAGAUGUGCUGGGAGAGCUUGCAGCGCGGGUACACGUCGGUUCGCGACAUGGCCGGCUAUGGGUGCGAGGUUGCACAAGCCGUCAACAAUGGGGCAAUCGUGGGGCCCAACAUCUACAGCGCUGGUGCCGGUCUGUCUCAACUUGCCGGGCAUGGUGAUAUCUUCAAUCUACCAGCGGGCGAUGUUCUCUCUAAUCUUGGUGUGUCGAAUUCCAAACCUGGUCAAUUCGGCACUGGCGCCAUUUGUAUCGUUGAUGGUGUUGACGAAUGCCGACGUGGCGUGCGCCUUCAAAUUCGCCGCGGUGCCAAAUGCAUAAAGAUAAUGGCCUCUGGUGGUGUCAUGUCCUUGGACGACAACCCACUGUACGCUCAGUUCUGCAAGGAUGAGCUUGACGCUAUUGUCGAGGAGGCUACGCGCAUGAACCGGGCCGUAGCCGCCCACGUCCACGGCAAGCCCGGUAUUAUUGCUGCUGUUAACGCCGGCGUCACGACUAUUGAGCACGUGUCAUAUGCUGACCAGGAGUGCAUUGACCUGAUUAAAGAGAAGGGCACAGUUUUCAUCGCAACACGAACCGUGGUGGAAAAGUUACUGGCAACUAAAGGAAAAGGCCUGCCGAAAAAGGUCUGGGAGAAAGCGAAGCUGGUUUCUAGGAAUGCAGAAAAUGCAUACAAGUUGGCAAUCAAAGCCGGCAUCCCGUGUGCUCUAGGUACCGAUACGGAUCCUGGCUUCAACCAGGCGGUGGAACUCGAAUAUGCCGUCCAGGCAGGCAUGAGCAAUCUGGAGGCUAUCAAGGCGGCAACUGCUAACGGACCGUUGACUGUGGGUGGACAAGCACCAAAAUCUGGCCAACUGAAGACUGGAUACGAGGCUGAUAUCCUUGGGUUGACGGAAAACCCGGUGGAAGAUGUUAAGGUUUUGCAGAAGAAGGAUGUUGUAGAGUGGGUGUGGAAAGGGGGCAAGAUAUUCAAGGGCCCGGGCAUUGGACCAUGGGGAGAGGACUACGUUAUGGAUUGAAUCAGUGAAUUAAAUGAGCACACGUUUGCUUCAAAGAUGUUCAAGAAGUGAAUAAUCGUGUGGAGUAAAGAAAGUCG
Molecule: messenger RNA, 1634 nt
Organism: Pseudomassariella vexata
Lineage: Eukaryota; Fungi; Ascomycota; Sordariomycetes; Amphisphaeriales; Pseudomassariaceae
Product: amidohydrolase
Exons: 2
Coding region: 49-1557 (502 amino acids)
Molecular function (GO): hydrolase activity, acting on carbon-nitrogen (but not peptide) bonds
Source: RefSeq, a predicted model, not a curated record